This is a messenger RNA of Adineta ricciae, 1422 nucleotides long. Lineage: Eukaryota; Metazoa; Rotifera; Eurotatoria; Adinetida; Adinetidae. The record is from the annotation of a GenBank genome assembly.
AUGUAUUUCCUGCUGAUUUGUACGCUUUUUCCUGUGAUAGAUUCUCGUACGAUUGUUCAACUCCAUCGACAAUCGAUUUAUCAAUCCAAUAUCUCUUGUUCUUUGGUUCACAAUCAGUCAAUUUCAAAAUUGAAUGACUGUAUUCGUUUAUGCCAGGAUGAUUAUCGCUGUCAAACAGCUGUUUAUUUCAAAGACAAACAAAUCUGUUCUUUGUUUACUGAAAGUUGUCAAAAAAAUUCGAUUAAACCGACGGAAAAUAUCACUGCAACUGUUAUUUGCUGUAAGAAAAAUUCUCAACUUCUUCCGACAUGUGCUUCAACUACAACACCACAACCAGUGUUCGAGCCAGCUAGUUUGUGGUCGUUUGAUAAUAAUACAAAUGACAGUAUUUCAAAUUAUCAUGGAGUACUGAGUGGUUCGCCGAUCUAUCGCAGCCCAGGUAUAAAUGGAUAUGGUUCUACCUUAUGGUUUGAUGCAGCCAAUAACCAAUUUGUUAAUGUACCGACAUACAGAAAUCUCUCUUACAGAAGUUUUACGGUGCAAAUGUGGUUCUUCAGUACCAACACGUCUAGCUAUACGUGUGGAUUCUUUGGACAGCGCCAUGCUGCAAAUGCAGACGAGUCAUUACAUUAUGUACUUCGAAAUGGUUCACCUCGACUGUGUUUUUUCUCUGAUGAUCUUCAAAGUUCAACUAUUAUUCAGAUAAAUACUUGGUAUCAUAUUACUUUUGUAUACAAUUAUUCAUCAUUUACUCAAUCUAUUUAUCGAGAUGGAAUGCUUGAUUGCAAUCGAACAUCGAACAACCCUUAUCAAAGUAUGUCAGGUUUGAUUGUUAUUGGAAAAACUGAACAACAACCUGGUACUCCGUGGUACUUUUCUGGUGCCAUUGACGAAGUAUUAUUGAGUAUGAAAGCAAAAACUGCCAGCGAAAUAUUGGAUGAUGCUACGUUAGUUACAUAUCAUUCAUUUGAUUCCCAAUCAUACUAUGAUGCAAGUUCACUACGACUCAAAGGAACUUAUGCCAAUGUCACAUUCUCCAUUGGAAAAGUAAAUCAAGCUAUCGAUUUUCAAUCAAAUUCGUCUUUUUACGAAAUUGAUGGUUUUUUUCUGCUUGGGCACGCUAACAGAUCAUAUUCGAUUUUACCAAGCAACGUUUGGUCGCAUAUCGCUUAUACUUAUUCAUCAAAUAAUGGGCUACGAUUGUAUGUCAAUGGAACAUUGAUGAACACGACAGGCUCUGGUUUACAGUAUAUAUGUUCCGGUGAACUCAACACAUUGGUAUUAGCCAAUGCUAGAGGAAACCGUAGCUCAUGUUAUUCACAAUCAAUCGCUUCGGAUCCUUACAGUGGAUCUUUGGAUGAACUUCGUGUUUACUCACGAGAACUCGCCACUGAUGAUAUUUACGUACUUUCUCAUCCAUAG